GGAGAUUGUGAAAAGUUUGUGGCAUUUUGUUUCCAGCUUCCCAAGUUACACAGACUUAUACUGGAAAUGAUGAACUAUUUAAUCAUUUUCAUACUGGGUCUUUUUGUUGCGGAUGGUCAGGUUUCUGCAGAAGACAGUGACCAGGUGUUAUAUGUCCUUCCACGAACUGAUCAACAGGCUGAAGUUCUGAAGAAUAUAACUUCUCAGCCAGAGGUUGUUCUGUGGAAGCCUGAUUCUUAUGAACACAUAAUGAAAAAUAAAGAAGUUCACUUUUAUGUGAAUGUAUCCUUCGUGGACACGGUGAAGGCACAGCUGAAUCAAUCUUCAAUUAUGUACACGGUUUUGGUUAAAGAUGCCCAAGAACUUAUUGAACAGCAGACAUUUAAUGAUACUAGCAAUCAACGCAGUUCUAAGUCUUUUUAUGAGCAAUACCACACACUGGAUGAUAUAUACUACUGGACUGAACAAAUUGUAGAGAAGCAUUCAGACAUGCUGCAAAGGAUUAACAUUGGAUACUCAUUCGAAAACCGUCCUCUUUAUGUGUUGAAGGUGUCAGGUAAAGAGAAGACAGCAAAGCACGCGGUUUGGAUUGACUGUGGGAUACAUGCACGGGAAUGGAUUUCUCCUGCAUUCUGCUUAUGGUUUGUUGGACAUGCUGUUGAAUACUAUGGAGUGGACCUGUCCAUGACAAAAUUGCUCCACUAUCUUGAUUUCUAUAUCCUACCUGUGAUGAAUGUGGAUGGGUAUCACUUUUCUUGGUCAACAAAAAACCGAAUGUGGAGGAAGAAUCGCUCCAAAUACACUACCAGUAACUGCAUCGGAACUGAUUUAAACAGGAACUUUGACGCUGGCUGGUGUGGUCCUGGUGCUUCCAGUGAUCCCUGCCAAGAAAUAUACUGUGGACCUUAUCCUGAAUCUGAGCCUGAAGUGGCAGCUGUUGUCAAUUUUAUAAAAAAACAUAAAGAUGUUGUCAAGGGCUAUAUAACUGUACACUCUUACUCCCAAAUGGUGCUUUUUCCAUAUUCAUACACAAAUGAGAAAUCAAAAGACCAUGAUGAGCUGCUACUCCUGUCAAAAAAAGUUGCUGAAGGAAUUAGGUCAACAUCUAGAAAUAAAUAUAUAUACGGUCCAGGAGCAGAAACCAUUUAUUUGGCUCCAGGAGGCUCCGAUGACUGGGCUUAUGAUUUGGGGAUCAAGUAUUCUUUCACGUUUGAACUACGGGACAAAGGGGCAUAUGGGUUUUUACUUCCUCCACAACUAAUAAAGCCAACAUGCAGCGAAGCUAUUACUGCUGUUAAAAUAGUUGCAGCCCAUAUUGUUAAGAAUUUGUAAUGCAUAACCUUUCAGAAUAUAUUCAGGAGUGUAUAGCUUGUAAUUUGAUUCAAGGUAUCAGUAAAUUGUACUUCACACCAAAAGUCUGUAUACUGAAAUUAUGAAUACAAUAAAAAUACUGUACAAAUUGUUGUAAACGA
Messenger RNA from Xenopus laevis (African clawed frog), 1472 nucleotides. RefSeq names its product carboxypeptidase B2 S homeolog (gene cpb2.S). Gene Ontology annotation, biological process: fibrinolysis; proteolysis. The transcript has 11 exons. The record is from RefSeq and is a predicted model, not a curated record. Gene Ontology annotation, cellular component: extracellular region. NCBI's taxonomy places the organism in Eukaryota, Metazoa, Chordata, Amphibia, Anura, Pipidae. The coding region runs from base 67 to 1332 and encodes 421 amino acids. Gene Ontology annotation, molecular function: zinc ion binding; metallocarboxypeptidase activity.